Molecule: messenger RNA, 2154 nt
Organism: Cajanus cajan (pigeon pea)
Lineage: Eukaryota; Viridiplantae; Streptophyta; Magnoliopsida; Fabales; Fabaceae
Gene: MYB97
Product: myb domain protein 97
Source: RefSeq, a predicted model, not a curated record
UUCUGUUACCACCUUCCAAACCAACCUCCACCACCCUUCACCGUAUAGUUUCCGAUUUCCCACCGCCAGCCGCCGCCACCACCACCACCAUAAAUACUUCCUACUUAAUUAUUACUCUCUUUUCUUUCUCUCUUCUAUCUUCUCAACCUCAAACCCUAAACAUAACAAUUUCCCUUUAAUACAUAGUAACAUUUUUUUUUAUUGUAUAGUUUAUUUCGAACUUAGGAGCUGUAUCAUAUAUAUAAACACACCCCAUUUCAUUAUAUAUACUCUUUUUUUUUUCUCGUAAUAAGAUACAUGCAUGCAUGCAUAGAUUGAUAUCUACCUCGUGGACGUAAGUUUGGCCUAUGGAGAGAAAAUUGAAGGAAGCACAUAUCAAGAGGGAGAAGUUGAACAAAUUUGUUUAGCUUGCUACUUUAGGAAGGAAUUUGGAGCUUGAUGGAGGGUAUGUCAAGCGCAAAUGAUCAUGCAACCAAUGGUGAAAGUGGGUUGCUAACAAUGUUUGGUGGCAAUGGUGGCGGUGGCAGUGACAACGGUGGCGGCGGUGAGGGUGGUGGCAAUGCUGAGGAGAUGACUCUGAAGAAGGGUCCUUGGACAACCGCUGAGGAUGCUAUUCUCAUAGAUUAUGUGACAAAGCAUGGUGAAGGGAAUUGGAAUGCAUUGCAAAGGAACACAGGGUUGAAUAGAUGUGGGAAGAGUUGUAGGCUCAGGUGGGCCAAUCAUUUGAGGCCCAAUUUGAAGAAGGGUGCCUUCUCCCCUGAGGAAGAGAAACUCAUUGUUGAACUUCAUUCACAAUUUGGCAACAAAUGGGCUCGAAUGGCUGCUUUGUUGCCUGGGAGAACCGACAAUGAAAUCAAGAACUAUUGGAACACAAGAAUCAAGCGACGCCAAAGGCAAGGUCUCCCUCUCUAUUCAGAUGACCAUGAUCACCAUCGUUCCACAACACCAACCACUACCCCAAUGCUCACCCCAACAGACUUAAACCCUAACAACACUAGCACAAACUAUGAGUUUUUCAACCAACACCACCAAUACCAACACCAACAACACCCUUUAUCUCCAACUACACACCACCAUUCCCCUCUAACAUCACCCCUCCAACACAGACCCUUCAACUCUUCUUCCCCUCACACAUUCUUAGACCGUUCACCUCUUCCACUCUCUUCCUUCACCUUCCAAAGACCAGCACCAAUGUUAUGCACCCCUCUUCGCUUCAAGCGCUAUCGAGCCUCUCCAAAUAGCUACAACUUCAUCAACCCUUCUUCUUCUUCACUCCCUGAUGACUCUCAUGUGGCCACCCAAUUCCCCCACCUUGAUGGAUUCAAGUUUCCUACAGUUCAAGGCUUUUCUCAAUUUUUUCAACCCUCUUUGUUUGACACCGAUCAAGGGGUUUCUUCUUCCUCCUCAGUUUUCCAACCCAAGUUGGAGCUCCCUUCAAACCAGUUCUAUAAACCACCCCAAGAGCAAGAGCUUAAGCUUGACCUUGAUUUCAAUGAUCCUUCCUUUCAGAGCAGUAGUGGCUUGUUGGGGGAUCUUCUCUUGGAGGCUCAAUCACUAGCUUCAGGCCAUAACUCGAAGAAACGAGGUUACUUGAGUUUGAAUGAGGGAAAUGAUGUGUUUGAUGCAUGCCAAAGCUUUGAGGACUUUCCACCCGACUCUCUUUUCUGGUCUUCCACCUCUACUUCGAAUUCAGUACCAAAACUAAAGGACGAAGCACCAGACCUUAGCAAAUUCACGAAUGAGGACUUGUCAUCAUUGCUUACAGUAAUUCCAUCUUCCAAUAUGCAGGGUCAUGAGUGGCACAAUAAUAAUAGUGCCCCAGAAGGGUCCAACGUUCAUUCCUCUGGUAGUGGCAUGACAGAUGACAACUUUGGACUUGAUAUCAAACCCAUAGCUUCGUUGUUUCCUCUCACCAACACCACAAACCAUAAUGAAAACCAAGGAUGCUACUCUUGGGACAAUUUACCUGGUCUCUGCUAAGGUUGAUCCAGAUUGAAAUGGCUUGAAAGUUGUGUAUACCAAGAUAAUUUUGGAAGCAAUUUAUAAUGUUAAUGAAGUUUCGUGUUUGAUGCAAAUUAUAUCUAUUGUUGUUUGAAAAAGUAGAGUGGUCAUUAAUUUUGUCAAUAUAUAUAACUUGGGAUGUAUUUGGUAUGA